Messenger RNA from Cynoglossus semilaevis (tongue sole), 2249 nucleotides. It is a transcript of the gene vgll3, whose product is annotated as vestigial-like family member 3. The record is from RefSeq and is a predicted model, not a curated record. Gene Ontology annotation, biological process: regulation of DNA-templated transcription. Gene Ontology annotation, cellular component: nucleus. Lineage: Eukaryota; Metazoa; Chordata; Actinopteri; Pleuronectiformes; Cynoglossidae.
CCUGAUUGCGGCCCCUGACCUUCACACGGUCCCUGUGACUGACACAGCCCUGAGGUCAAAGGUCUGACAUGUUACAGCACCCAGUGAGUACAUUUGGACUUUUCAUGAAUGGCUGCAGCCAGUGGGAACAGAACCUUUUGGCGCAUAGUUGUGUUGGUUUCUGAUAAACUCCGCGGCCCCGCGAAGAAGGCCCUUCCCCGGGUGGGCGUGCGUGAACGGCCACAGCCCUCUCUAAAUAUAACUCCCCUCCAAAUCAGAAAGACAGAACAGAAAAGAGGGGGCGUUCUUAAAAAACUUGUCACAGAGAGGGGUUUGUCCUUUUCGGAUCCAGCGUGUGUUUCUGGUAGCGUUUCGGUCCACAUUGUUGCCCCGGGUGGAGCUGGCGCAGCGCGCAGCAGGAGUCGUAUUGUGCGUAUGCAAACUGGACGGAAUGGCCAUUGUAUGUGUCCGGGCAUAUAUGGAGGCGACGGUGGCUCGGAGGAGACAGACCGUGUGAAGCCUCGGUGUCUCUGUGCGCUGCGUGUCUCUCGUCUCCGGCUCUGUCUGCUGCGUCGCUAUGAGUUGCCUGGAUGUGAUGUACCACCAAAGCUAUGGAGCGCACUACCUCCCUGCAGCAGCAGCAGCAGCCUACAAGUCCCCGUACUACAACCACCAUCAUCACCACCAUCAUCAUCAUCACCAGGAACAACAACAGAGGAAGUUAAGUGUUUAUAACAAGAUGCAAGAGUGUAUGGAGCAGCAUCAGGAGCAGCACAGAGGAGGAGGAGGAGGAAGACGAGUGAUGUCCAGAGAUCAGGACCUACGGCACGGUCCCAGACUCGAGUCUGGAUCCAGACUGACCCCAGAUUCAGACCUGAAGGACGGGACUCAGCCGGCGGAGGCAGAGUACCUGAGCUCCCGGUGCAUUUUGUUCACCUACUUCCAAGGAAACAUCGGAGACGUGAUUGAUGAGCACUUCUCACGCGCUCUCAGUCAGGCCAGUGCCUUCAGCAGCGAGAGUAAGCCAAUCAGAGUGAGUCAGCAGUCUGCGUCUGCGGCUGGCACCUUAUGGAAAGAUGGGAGUUCAAUGCCGCAGGGCCAAAGUGCCUCAGUUUGGAACACCUCCACGUAUCCACAGCAGACCAGUCCUUGCCUCCCGUCUGUCUCCGUCUCUGUCCACCCGGACUUCUCCUCCAGCCCGGUUCCCUUCAGUCACCCUGACGGGUCCCUGUGGGCCAGCCACAUGCUCUCCCAGGCCAGCCUCCCGCCGCCGGCUAACCUCUCCGACAGCUGGACCUACAACCUGAACGCACAGAGCACAAGCGGCUACGCCAACGUCCACGACGUCUACCCCCCCCCGCCCCCCCCCCGCCCCCACCACCACCCCCCCCCCCACCACCACCACCCAGUUCUGCAUCCAUACUCGGCACACGGCACCGCAGUGGACCCCAGGUUCAAUCCUUUGCUGCUGCCUGGUGUUAGGAACCAGAACCAGACGGCGGCGAACCCCGGGAGCUCGCCACACGGCGAGGAGGUGAAGACAGAGAUGGAUCACAGUAGCAGCAGCCCGGCGACGGCGACAACUGUGUCCUGGACCCCCUCACCCCUACAGGGCUCUCUGGAGACAUAUGACUCAGUUCUUGAUCAGACCAAAGCGAAGACGACGGCGUGGUUCUAACUGUUCAGAGAAGAGACGACAGAAUCGUCAGUUCUUACCAAAAAAAGGAUUAUUAAGCGGCUCCUUCAGCUGCAUCACCAGCACUGUACUGUAAAUAUAGAUCUAGAACGUUUAACUACAGCUCCGACUGUGAGUCCUGCACUGCCUACACCACUGAACAUGGACUUGCACUCAGACUACGGACAUAACCGACAGUGUUCUAAUGCUUUAGCUGAGGGUCAAGGCUUUUUGGAAAAAAAAAAAAAAGAGAGAGACAUUGUAGCUUUAAGGAUGGAAGGCCUCGCCUCUCCAGCACAAAAUCUUCUUUAUGCAACUUGUGCGACCAAGUGGUUCUGUUUCAAGAGCUUCAUUUUGAUCCACAUCUGUUUUGUAAAUGUCUGUUGUUGUCGACUGUAAAUCCUUUUUUUAUUAUUAUUAUUAUUAUUUUUAUUUUAAUUAUUAUUGCUGUGUACAACGUUGCCGUGCUAAGAUCCAGUUUGCUGGAUGACUUCAGCUCAUUGGAUGCCUAGAUGCUACUUUUACUGUUCUGUCUUUGGGUCAAUAUGUCAUGUAAAUAUUGAUUGUUUAUGAAAUAAAGUUGUUUAAACUUAAA